AUGCGACUGGUAAUCCUUGUGUGCCAGCUUUGCCUCAUUCUGAGGAUCGAGGCCCAGACGCCAGAAGUUUGCAUUACUAGCCCUACAAACAGACCUCCAGAAAAUGCUGACAUAACUGUGACCUGUGGCACUGAGUAUAUGGACCUGAGCAUCUACAUAUGUCCGAUGUACCAAGCUCUUUACAAUGAGUCUCAGAUGGUCCUCAAUAAUCAGAAAAGCACACCAGAGUGUUAUGGGACCGCUGACUGGGACGCGGUCCCACCAGUUUUAAAAUUCAGAUUCCCCCUGAAUGGCAGUUCUAUCUCUUCCUGCAAUAAUGACUUUAAGAUAACCAACCAGGUUGGGACUGGACAGUUUUCUGACUUCUCAAGCGUUGAGUAUGUCAACAUCUCUGGCACUGUUAUCUCUCUAGACCCCUCUGCGGGUAUGAUCACUUAUCGCUCGCAGAUCCAGUACAAGUUCUCCUGCUUCUAUCCGAUGCAGUAUCUCCUGAACAACACUCAACUGGACGUAUCAGGUGUGAAUAUUGCCAUAAAAGACAACAAUGGUACCUUCAUUAGCACACUGAGUAUGGAGCUCUACCAAGAUGAGCUCUACCAACAGAAACUUGAUAUCCCAACAUCAGGACUAAAUCUGAAGACCAAGAUUUAUGUUGCGGUUAAGGCUACCAAUCUAACUGAAAGGUUCAACGUGCUGCUGGACAGAUGUUUCGCAACACCAACUCCAUAUCCCAUGUUGAUCACCUUUUAUGACCUCUUUGUAGGGUGUCAAGGUGAUGCUCAAACUAAGGUGGAGAUAAAUGGGGUGUCUCAGAUAGCACACUUCUCCUUUGAGGCCUUCAGAUUUGUGAUGGAUAAAAAUAAGACAAUUUCCACUUUCUACAUUCACUGCGUCACCAGGCUCUGUGAGGUGUCCUCGUGUAGCCAAUUACUGCCGAACUGUGGACCAACCACAGGAAGGAGAAAGAGAGAGGCACCAGAUGUGUUGGCCAACGCUACAGUGACCUCGCCUGUCAUUGUUGUGGGGAAACAAAGCAGUGGAGAAGCUCAAACUUUCUCUGCUUCUUACGACUUGCCAUCUGAGAGCAACUACAGCGGCCCCGUGGUGGCUGUUAUCGUCUGCAUCGUCAUCUUAUCAAUUCUCCUUGUCGCCAUGGCUGCGUACUUUGUGUUGUAUGUCAGAAGAAAGCCAUUCAUCCAGUAA
Molecule: messenger RNA, 1203 nt
Organism: Anarrhichthys ocellatus (wolf-eel)
Lineage: Eukaryota; Metazoa; Chordata; Actinopteri; Perciformes; Anarhichadidae
Product: zona pellucida-like domain-containing protein 1
Exons: 10
Coding region: 1-1203 (400 amino acids)
Source: RefSeq, a predicted model, not a curated record